UCAUCAUCAUCAUCAUCAUCAUCAACUUCAUCUCUUCUCUUCGCAUCUUCACCACUCCUCUGUCAUUCGGCUGAAACAGCUUGAUACUUCUCGGUGUCUAUUUCACACUUGCGCCUAUCUUGAUAUACUAUUUGUCUAUUAGUCCUCACACACAAUAUAACGACUGACCUUACACCCACAGCCCGACUCAACUAACGCCCGAGCUAUAGCCAUUCUUGCUGAUAUCCCACUAAUAGGACGCACUUAUCGUUCAACCAAGUUACCCACUCACAGCGAAAGGAAGACUGACAAAACAAGCUCUGUAACUCUUUUUCUUAUUACUCACAGAAACAGUUUCAAAAUGAAGUGCACAACAGCCGCCGCCCUGGUCUGCCUCGUCGCCUCCGCCGCAGCCGCACCGACUCCUAAGCCGUUCAUCCCCCCUAGCGACUUGUUCAAAGGCUUUAAUCAGUUCAAUGGGGAAUCGGUCUACAAUGGCUUGUUCAACAAGGACGGGCCGAGCAAGGAUAAGUCCAAGGAAUUCGACCAAAAGAAGGCUACGGUGAAGCCGUACAAGUACGAAGACGCCCUCAAGUGGGACGGCUCUGGAUCCGAACCCUACGACUGGGGAUUCAACUGGAGCCGCCGCCCCUUUAGGAACGGCUUCCCGGGCGAGAGCACGGAGGACCAGAAGAAAAAGGAGGAGGAGCGCAAGAAGAAGGACGAAGAGGAGCGCAAGAAGGACGAAGAGCGCAAAAAGAAGGAGGAAGAGGAGCGCAAGAAGAAGGAAGAAGACGAGAAGAACAAGGACAACAAGGACAACAAGGGCGACUGGAAGAUCAAAAACUUCAACCGCAAAUGCACUAAUGGCGGCAACGGCAACGACGAAUCAAAGGAUAAGGACUGCACAAUCAGGUUCGAGAUUGAACAGCCCGGAAAGUCCACGAGCAAGUGCGAGUACAAGAUUGACAGCUUGCGCGCGUCCAUCUCGAACCACAAGUGCAACGACAACGGCAACGAGUACAACAUCGGCGCCCAGUGGAGCGACUUCUUCGGCCCCGACAAGGGCUUCACCACCCUCUCGGUCGUCGACCAGAAGAACAAGCGCAUCGUCUGGCCCGCUUACUCUGACACAGAGCUCAAGAACGGCCAGAACUUCAGCCCCGACAAGACCUACAAGUCUCAAGAGGUUCCUAAGUGAGCGGUUUGGUAGCUAUUCGUUUUCUUUUCUUUUUUUCUCUCUUACAUUUCCCCUGUUAUAUGACCCGGUUUUCCUUUGUAAAUCUUUACUUUGCUUUUUGAUAGCGGACCUACUAGUUUUUUGGGGAGUUUCAUAAAUGGCAAUUAGCUUACGGCGUUGGGGCGAAAAAGGCGGCUCUGUCAUGAUUGAGAGGGGCCUAGCUUGCAAAAUAUACUGUACUUUCUUCACCUGUUCAUCCUCUCCAACUGUAGGAUUG
Molecule: messenger RNA, 1436 nt
Organism: Pyricularia oryzae 70-15
Lineage: Eukaryota; Fungi; Ascomycota; Sordariomycetes; Magnaporthales; Pyriculariaceae
Exons: 1
Coding region: 341-1180 (279 amino acids)
Source: RefSeq, a predicted model, not a curated record